Molecule: messenger RNA, 1347 nt
Organism: Aspergillus candidus
Lineage: Eukaryota; Fungi; Ascomycota; Eurotiomycetes; Eurotiales; Aspergillaceae
Product: amino acid transporter
Exons: 10
Coding region: 1-1347 (448 amino acids)
Biological process (GO): amino acid transmembrane transport
Cellular component (GO): vacuolar membrane
Molecular function (GO): amino acid transmembrane transporter activity
Source: RefSeq, a predicted model, not a curated record
AUGGCUGAUGCAGCGGCCCCCGACCCCUAUAAGCACACCUCCGACGGAGAUGUCGAGAAGCACGAAGAGGCUCUCCCCGCGUUUCUAGAUGCGUUUGGAGAUGAGGAAGAUGCGGAAGUGAAGUACAAGGUGCUGAGUUGGUGGCAAUGCGGCUUCCUCAUGGUCGCCGAAACCGUCUCCCUGGGGAUUCUGUCGCUCCCUGCCGUUGUUUCCCAGCUCGGCCUCGCACCAUCAAUCGUGCUAAUGCUCGCCAUCGGUCUAAUCGCCACUUACACCGGCUACGUGAUCGGCCAGUUCCGCUGGGCCUACCCGCAUGUCCAGAACAUGGCUGACGCCGGCGAGGUCAUCUUCGGGAGCAUCGGACGCGAGGUCUUCGGCAUGGGCCAGCUGCUGCUGAUCAUCUUUAUCAUGGCGAGUCACCUGUUGACCUUUUCGGUUGCUAUGAACUCUAUCACGGACCAUGGGACAUGCACGAUCGUGUUCGGGGUGGUCGGCUUGGUGAUUUCGUAUAUCCUGUCGCUGCCGCGUACGUCGACAAAUGUCUCGUACUUGUCCAUUGCUUCAUUCUUGAGUAUCUUCACCGCCGUCUUGAUCGCCAUGAUUGGCGUCGGCGUCGACAAACCUUGGACCGGGCCGCUGAACGCUACUGUCGAGACGAGUCUGUACAAGGCGUUCUUGGCCGUGUGCAACAUUGUCUUUUCUUUCUGCGGACACGUCGCAUUCUUCGGAUUCAUGUCCGAACUCAAAGACCCCCGAGACUAUCCCAAGGCUCUCUUCCUGCUACAGGGCACCGACAUCUGUCUGUACAUCGUUACGGCCGUCGUUAUCUACUGCUACGCGGGUGACGACGUCGCAUCGCCCGCGCUGGGGUCUGCUACCCCUAUUGUGCGCAAGGUUGCGUAUGGUAUUGCUUUGCCGACUAUCAUCAUCGGCGGAGUCGUCAACGGCCACGUCGCCGCCAAAUACGUCUACGUCCGACUAUUCCGUAACAGCGACCGCAUGCACAAGACGGAUCUCUUGGCCAUGGGGACCUGGGUGGGUAUCGCCUUUGUGCUGUGGGUUGUGGCAUGGGUUGUGGCCAUGGCAAUUCCUGUGUUCAAUGAGUUGCUCAGUUUAAUUGCCUCUCUUUUCGCAAGCUGGUUUACCUUCGGCUUCACCGGUCUCUUCUGGCUAUAUAUCAACAGGGAUCAGCUAUUCGCGACCCCCGCCAAGAUCGCCAUGACUGUUAUCAACACCAUAAUUAUUGGAAUCGGGCUCUGCGUGUGCGGUCUGGGGUUGUAUGUCUCUGGUAGAGCAUUGCAUGAAAACCCCAGCAGUGCGGCGUUUAGCUGUGCGAAUAACGCGUGA